Molecule: messenger RNA, 5101 nt
Organism: Astrephomene gubernaculifera
Lineage: Eukaryota; Viridiplantae; Chlorophyta; Chlorophyceae; Chlamydomonadales; Astrephomenaceae
Source: the annotation of a GenBank genome assembly
CAGUAUUGUAGUAACGAUGGGCUAAACGAUGGAAAUUGCUGCGGGCUAUCUACGGCUCGACCAGGUCUUCCCGCUUCCGUGCAACCAUGGGAGUCCUGACCCGGUUAGUGCAACCAACAUUCUCGAGAGCCUUCAGGCGCUCAAUGCGGCGCUGCGCAAAACCACUGCUCCGCGCAACGCUUGGCCAAGUGCCGCCCAAGCGGUUCGCACCGGCACGGCUGUCGCCCCAGGCGAUUUGCGCAACCAACUACAAGCACUGCUCCAAACGGCGCUUCGGCAGCUAGCUGCUAGUGGUGGCAAGGACUGGCCGCAGCAGACGUCGAGGACUUCGUCCGUGUCGUACAUUGUCGCAUCGGAGAGCACCCAAGCGGGUACCAGUGGCGCCUAUGAGCCGCUGCCCCAUGUGGCCAUAAGGCCCCCGGGGCUGUUGCUGAGACCGGGUACGGCAGCGGACGAGCUGGCGGAGGUCGUACAGCAGCAGGGCACCGCGAUGGCGGUUCUGCCAUGGCGCGACGAAGGGGCGGUUCGAACUUACCUGCUGCGACCCAUGGGUCGGAGGCAGUUGCUGAAGGAGCUGGGAGGCACGUUGUGUAGCGGUCAAGCGCUGCGGGAUGUACGGCACGAGCUUCGGGACCGUACGUUUGUCGUACUGCACUAUCACUGGGACGGCGAACGGCUCUGGCCCUGUCAUACCACCGAGUCAGACACGCUCGGCGCGCUGCAGCAUCCGCACCCCCAGCAACCCCAGCAGCGGCAGCAGCUGCUGCAACCAGAAGGGCACGGGGAACGACAGCGCCAGCAGCCCUCUCCCCCGACCACAGCGGAGGCGGCCACCGACACAGCGCUGCAACCGCCUGGCAACCCGCUCGCGCCUGCUGCUGAUGCUGAUGCUGCUGCUUCUCCUCCCUCGUCCGCUGCUCGGGUGGAGGCCGCCGCAGUAGAGGCGGCGGUAGCGGGGCAAGGUGCGGCCGGUGCGGUCGUCACGCAACUCCCACCCGGCCCCACGCAAACCCCACCCCCCCGGCGCUACUCGCUGGAGGAUAGCAACGUUCAGGUGGGGCUGCUGGUCCGCAAGGGCGUGGGCGGCACCUACCCCUAUCAGGCCGCAAGCAAGGCCCUCCACGCUAGCGGCCUGCUGCCACUCCCCAUGCGCCCCCCGGCCGCCGCCAGCGGAGGCCCGCCCCUCCGCCCCCCUCCUGCCACCCCGCACCCCCUCCUGCUCCACCUGCUCCGACCCACCGGCACGACCCCGAGCGCGCAGCCGCCCGCAGCAGCGGCAGCGCCAACCCACACCGCUACUGCCGAACCGGUCGCCACCAGCACUGCAGCAGCAGCAGCUACCGGCUCUGGGACCUCCAUGCACUGCAACCCAGCCGCCGCAGCUGCGGCCGCCCCGGCCAUGACGGCUCCGGCAGCCCCCACACCGGCGGUACCCUGGGCAGCUGCGGCAGCCGGCGCGCACCCCACCUCUGCGUCUGCCGUGGCGACAGAUGCAGCAGCGGCAGCAGCAGCCGCAGCAGCAGCAACGAAUGCCGCCACAGCUCCUACAGCUCAGCACCUGCAGCCAGCUGCUUCCCGCACCCAUGCAUGCGCUCUCGGUGACAGUGGUGCUGGCGGUGGUGCUGGUGCUGGUGGUGGGGACGGUGCGGGUGGGGCUGGCGGGUGCGCAGCGGACCUAGCGGAGGGGGAAGGGGCGCUUGCGGCUGAAGGGGAGGAGGAGGAGGAGAAGGAGGGAGAAGCGGGGAACGCCGCCGCAACGGCUCCAGGGCUGCUGACGAAGGAGGCGUUCCGGAGUACCACAUGGGCCACAUCACCCCCCACUGUGACGCAGAUGGAGGGGGUUGCGCAGGAGGGAGGAGCCACCGCGUCUACUGCAGCUGCGGCUGCUGCCCCGCCUGCUGCUACAGCAUCCUCGGACCCCGCCGCACUGUCUUCAGCUCCUCUCCAGCAGCAGCACCAGCAGCGGCCCGCCACCACCGCCGCCUGCUCCACCACCCCUGCCAGCAGCCCCCAAGGCUCCGGCGCAGGCAUCGCCGCUGCAGUGACCGCCAACGCAACGACACCAGCAGGACCAGCAGGACCGCUGCCACCGUUACCGCUACACCCGCCGCCGCCUGCACCUCUGCAACCACCACCACCACCGCCGCCACGCCCACCCAGCUACUGCUGCCCCCUGGUGCCCGCGUCCUUCCCCGACCGUCCCUCCAUACCUCGGGCUGCCGUACAUGCCAGCAUGCAGAGCUGGCGCAACUCCAUGUGCGCAUACGUGGCGGGCGUGGCGGCGGCGGCAGCAGCGGCGGCUGCGGCUGUGGGGACAGAGGUGACAGAGGAGGCGGCGAUACCGGCGGUGGCGAAGACAGUAUUGCACGCGUCGGAUACGGUAUCGGCAGGCACAGCGUCAGUGGCCGCUUCUGGUGCUGACUCUUCGACUGAUGCAGCUAAGGCAACACUGCCAGCAGCGGCGGCGGCGCAGGCUGCCACUGAAUGCGCCGCCCACCAGGCUGCUUGCACCUUCGGCGUGUCUGCCGCUGUUGGCGGUGACAGUACGGGUGCUGACGUCACGUCCCGGCGCACCCAGGUGGUGGCGGUGGUGGUGGGUGCGUGUGAUGAGGUGCAGGGCGGCGUCAUGGGGGGGCACGGCUUGGCAGUGGGGGCGGCGACACGGCAGUUGGAGGCAGCUGGAGAGGAUGGUGUGUGUGGUGGCGUUCAGGCAGACGACGCGGUGCUGAUGGCGCUGGGGGAGGGGGAAGAGCUGGCUGGGGAGGAACCAGAAGAGCAUGUGGAGGGGGCGGACGGCUUGGUUGCUGCGGCCGCAGUUGCAGCUCCUGCAUACGCAACUGAGGCCUUAGAUGCGGGAGAUGCGGCGAUGGAGGACGCUGGCGUAACUGCAGCGGAGGCAGCCGCGGCGGCGGCAGAAGUAGAGAUGCAGGCGGAGGGAGGAGGUAUGGCCGGGAUGGAUGUUGCAGACGGGGAGGAGAAGGCUGUAGCAGCGGAGCCGGCUGCGGCUACCGAGGAGGAAGAGGAGGGGGCCUCAGAUGACGAGCACGUUCCCAGCGAAGCAGCGGAGGCAGAGGCGGAGGCGGAGGGGGCAGCCGCGGGCGGUGGCUUACAACCGACGGAGAUGGAGGCAGUCGCUGUGGAGGAGACAGUGGCGGAGGAGGCGGAGGCAGUGGCGGAGGCGGUGCAGCUGUCGGGAACUGGCGUGUGUGAGGUGGGUAGGGACGCGGUUGGCGGCGUGGAGGCAGCUGGCGGGGGCUCUGCUGCUGGGCCGCUGUCGGAGCUGGGAUGCCUAGCCGCCGGGGGGACUGCAGCUGCAGCUGCUGUGGCUGCUGCUGCUGCUGUGGCUGCCGGGCCAUCCGCGGCUGCUUCUGAGGCACCAGCCUCAGCCGCACGCGGUGCAGCUGCCGCUGCUGCGAUUGCGCAGCCACGUCAGCCCACCGCUGCUGGCCCGCCUGGUGCUGGCAGCCGCGCUGGCAGCCGUAGCAGCAGCAGCAGUCAUAAGCCCCUCAAGCUGUACAGCUACUGCUGCCGGCUUGAACUCUACGUGGACGAGCAGCUGUGGCGCCGUACCGCCAAACCGAAACGAGACCUGCUGUUUUCUGCCGUACAAGAGGUGGAGAGGCGCCUGCACGACAGCUUCAACGAGUGGAACCACGAGGGCCUUGUGCGGCAUUGUACGUCACUCCUGGCGGCUCUGCGCGCGUCGCCGUCCUCCGAAUGCCUACCUUCUCCUUCUUCUCCAUCACAUGUUCCUCCUCCUCUUCCUUCUCCUCCUGCUAUAUCUCACCCAGCCCCUUUUCCAGUCGCAAGCAAAACAACAACCGCAGCAGAAGCAGCACGCAGCACCCCAGCGGUACCCGCUGCAGGUGCUGCAGCAGCAGCAGCAGUACCCGCAGCAGCGGCACAGCUCUCGACAACAGGCGCAGAAGCAGCGGCAACAACAGCGGCGGCUGCAAGCACGGGAGCUACCGGUGAAGGAGCAGCGGCAGGUGCGACGACGACAGCAGCAGCGGGGACCUUGAAGGCAGCAGCAGCGGCUGCUGCAGCUGCUGUGGCGGCUCCAAUAGGAACGCCACCAGCAAUGGCUCCUGCGGCGGUUACCCAGCAGCAGCAGCAGCAACAAGCGCUGUACCGACAGCUGUUUCUCCAGCUGCUGCACACCGCUCAAUCCCAGACCACCGCUCAACCCCAGCUGCCGCCUCUUGCGCCCUCCCGGUCGGCAGCGACGGACGCAACAACACGUGCAGCAAAUGCCGCCGCCUGGGCUCUUGCUGCAUGUGCAGCAGCAGGCGCAGCAGGGGAGCAGCCGGGACGAGCAGCAGCAGCCGCAGGCGCAACCUCAGCAGCAGCAGCAGCACCAGUAACAAGGGAAUCGACAGCGGCAUCAGCUGUAGGAGCCCCUAACGCUGCGUCGGUACGUGACGUCAGCACCCCCGCAAGCAUGUCGUACACUCCUUCGCUCACAGCGCCCUUACCAGCAUCGUCGCCCCAUCCUGCAACUCAGCCUUCAGCAUCUACACCUACACAGCCCUACCCACCUGCACCCAGACCCCUUCUUUCUCCCCCGCCGCCACUGCCACUGCCGUGCUCCCCUACGGCAGCGACGGCUAGCUUGCAUCUUACCCAGUCCACAGCUUCCCUCGCAACCCCUGCGUCUUGUACGGCAACGUCUCGUACAUCGACCCCUGCCUGCACUUCAACAGCCCCUUCAACGCCGUGUGCGUCUUCCUCCUCCUUCUUUCCGCCCCUCUACCCCGCUGCACCCUCAGCUCCCCCAGCUCCCUCCCUAGAGGCAACAACAGCGCCCUUGUCGUCACCAGCGUGCUGUGUGCCGUGCACCUCGUCUUCACCUGCCGUACCGGCUGCUGACACUGUGUUCUCCGUUACGACAAGCACUAACACGACAAGUGCGACAUGUGGAGCGGAUGGGGCGGCGGAGGCGGCAGCAGCAGCAGCAACAGCAAUGGCGGCGGCGGCGGCGGGCGGGAAUGCGGAUGAUGCGAUGAUGGUGUGUGAGGAGGAGCUGGCGGCGGCGGAGGCGGCAGCGUGUGCGAACGCGGCAGCGGCAGCGGCGGCGGGGGGUCCGGCAGUGGUAGGGGUU